Messenger RNA from Ctenocephalides felis (cat flea), 2120 nucleotides. RefSeq names its product zinc transporter 1-like. NCBI's taxonomy places the organism in Eukaryota, Metazoa, Arthropoda, Insecta, Siphonaptera, Pulicidae. Gene Ontology annotation, cellular component: membrane. Gene Ontology annotation, molecular function: zinc ion transmembrane transporter activity. Bases 1 to 2055 code for a protein of 684 amino acids. Gene Ontology annotation, biological process: zinc ion transmembrane transport; intracellular zinc ion homeostasis; detoxification of zinc ion. The transcript is spliced from 11 exons. The record is from RefSeq and is a predicted model, not a curated record.
AUGGUUCAUGAAGAACUUCUUAGCAACAACCAAUCAGAAUAUGGUGACCGAUGUCGUGGUACAGGAUUCGAUACACCCGUCGUCCUUGCAUCAAGUGGUGAAGAUUUAACUUCUGCCAAAAGUAGUGACAAGAAAAACGAAGCCAAUGCCUUGUCGUCGCAAAGGACAAAACAUGAACGAAGUUUAAAGAACACAUUCGGUUGGGCUCGAGUCGACGUAAUAGUUACCACAAUGGUGUGCGUCUUUUUGGCGUCUUUGUGCUUUUCUUUGCUGGUAGAAGCUGUGCAGACUUUGAUUCAUAUCGACCAUCAGGAUCCAAUGCAUCAUCCUAUACCAGUGCUGUGCGUAGGAGGAGCUGGACUGGUUGUAAAUGGGUUGUGCUAUCUGCUAAUUGGAGGUUACACUUUCCACCAAGGCAGCUACCUCCAAAUGACGCCAACCGGCGAUGUGGUACUAGACAGAGCAAUCUCCGGCGACAGACGUGGUAAAAAAUCCAACGAAAAGCAAAAUCAACAAAAAUCUGACGAAGACGAAAACAAGGAAUCGAAACGAGAAGACAACACAUCCGGAAAAAUCGAUCGAGAAGUCGAAGCCAUUGUUUCGAAAAGCGGAAAAAUUAAAGACGUCUUCUUGCCCAGGAGACAAGGCGGUCGGGAAAUCGCCAGAGACGUCAUGAGUUCUGUUUUUGUCAUCAUUUGUUCCCUGUUUGUGUACUGGACUGACCCAGAUGUUGCCAAGUAUGUGGAUCCGGUGAUUUCUAUUAUUUCUUGCCUGUGUUUGCUCUGGCUGAGUUAUCCUUACAUGAAGGAAUCGAGUCUAAUUCUGCUCCAGACAAUACCAGCGAGUAUAGACAUUGACACGUUGAAGGCGAAUCUUUUAGAAGCCUUUCCUGAUAUUGUCAACGUGCACGAAUUGCACAUUUGGCAGCUGACAGCCAACAAAAUAGUUUCCACGGCCCAUAUCGUCUUCCAAAAUCCGGAGGAUUAUGGUAGGAUAACAAAUGAAAUAGCAGACUUUUUCACAGAGCAAGGCAUAACACAGGCGACGAUACAACCCGAGUUCAGCACCUCGCAAAAAAGUUGCAUCAGGAUCGGAGAAUGGACAAGAACCAAUAGUUCGAACAAUUAUUUCGUGCGCAUGGGAACAGACCGAAUUUGUAACAAUAGAAAUGCCUGUCUGAUGCGUUGUCCAGGAUCUGAGAGGUGCAGGGCGAACAAUUGUUGCGGAACCAGCCAACACGACAGCCAUAGGGGUUCAAGGGCCGAUAUUACUGGUCCUUAUAAACGAGGGUCUUCCAGUUUGGUAUCAAUCAAGGUAGACGACAAGCAAGACCACGACAAACACAAAGAAGUACAAAUAAACGUCCUGAAUCUAAAACAAAAAUACGAUUUACAACAUCCCGAUCACAUAUUCCAACAAAUAUCAAAAAGUACCGAAAAUAUCAUAACAUCGACAGGAGCAAAAUCAGGAGCAACGUCGAAAAACAAACUGCCAUCCGACGAGGAGAAAUUAAUAUCGAACCAGUAUUCGAAAUCGAUGAUAGACGUGCACAGCUUCAGGGCGGACGUGAAAAAUAUUUUGAAAAAAAACGACAUGGGGAAAAGAUCUGCCGAAAGUGACAUCAAUGACACGACAGAUGUCACGGGUCACGUGACAGAUGUCAAAAGAGACGCGACAGAUGUCACGGGUCACGUGACAGAUGUUAAAGGUCACGCGGUAAAUGUCACAGAUCACGUGACAGGUGUCAAAAGUGACGCGGCGAAUGUCACAGGUCACGUGACAGACGUCACAGGUCACGCGACAUAUGUCACAGGUCACGCGGGAAAUGUCACGGGUCACGUGACAGAUGUCAAAAGCCACGUGACAGAUGUCAAAAGUGACGCGACAGAUGUCACAGGUCACGUGAUAGAUGUCAAAAGUGACGUGAUAGAUGUCAAAAGUGACGCGACAGAUGUCACAGGUCACGUGACAGAUUUCAAAAGUGAUGCGACGGAUGUCAAGGGUCACGUGACACAAGUCAAAAGUGACAAAGAACAGGAAAUGCAACGAUCAUAGUAUUUAGAAAAUAUUUUUAGAUUUAUCUGUAUGCUUAUAUAGUUUAUUUUAAAUAAUACAGGCCC